Hypanus sabinus (Atlantic stingray) is the source of this 1080-nucleotide messenger RNA. Its product is annotated as probable G-protein coupled receptor 139. Gene Ontology annotation, molecular function: G protein-coupled receptor activity. The record is from RefSeq and is a predicted model, not a curated record. The coding region runs from base 1 to 1080 and encodes 359 amino acids. The transcript is spliced from 2 exons. Gene Ontology annotation, cellular component: membrane. Gene Ontology annotation, biological process: G protein-coupled receptor signaling pathway. Lineage: Eukaryota; Metazoa; Chordata; Chondrichthyes; Myliobatiformes; Dasyatidae.
AUGGAUCAAAAUCUGAGUAGUGAAGCGUGGGAUAUAACAGGAAAUGGGAAAAAUAUCUUCUGGAUGGUUCCAUAUAUUUUCCGAGAUGAUGAUUCGGUAACGAUAGAUCAUCGGGUCAAGUAUGUUUUAGUCGCCAUUCAAGUUAUUUUCUUUCCUGUCCUCGCCAUCAUUGCUCUUCCCGUGAACACGGUGACCAUAUUGGUCCUGUCUCGGGGAAAGUGCGGCCUCUCCAGAGCUGUCACUUACUACCUGGUUGCCAUGGCAGUGGCGGAUCUUCUGUUUCUUAUCCUGGACCUGAUACUCAGCAAGAUUCUGAUUGCGUACUUGCCAGUGGAAGUUGUCGUCUGGUCAUUCCGCAUGCCGGUCUGUAAUAUCCACGCUGUUUUGCUUUACAGCGUCACCGACUCUUCGGUCUGGUUCACAGUUGCUUUCACGUUUGAUCGAUUUAUCGCAAUAUGUUGCCAGAAGCUGAAAAGGAAAUAUUGCACCUGGAAAACUGCAGCCGUGGUCUUGGGGGCAGUGGCAGUGAUCAGCCAUUUAAAGGAUCUUUACUGGUAUUUUAGUCUCUUCGGAUAUUACUCGUGGAUAAUUGCUCCAUUCAUUUGUCUGAACAGGGUGCAUUAUUUGAAUUUAUAUAUCGGGAUGCAAAUUGAUCUCUUUUAUUACUUCCUCAACCCUGUUAUCCCAUUUGAGCUGGUUCUCCUGAUGAAUUGCUUAACUGUCAGACAUGUCUUACUCGCCAGCAGGGCCCGCAGGAGACUUCGCUCUACCGGCAGCGGACAAAGUGCCAAAGACCCGGAGAUGGAAACUCGCAAGAAGUCCCUUAUUUUACUCUUGGUUAUCUCCGGAAAUUUCAUCCUGCUAUGGGCACCUUUCACGGUGUAUUCCGCGUGGAAUCGGCUGUACUUUACCACGUCUGUGCGUCCGCCCGAUUCCCUACGAGAGCUGGGCAUCAUUCUGCAGCUUCUGAGCUGUUGUACGAACACGGACCUUUACACUGUUACACAGAACAAGUUCAGGCAGCAGCUAAAGAUUGUGGUAAAAUCUCCGCUCGCGCUCAUUGUUGCGAGGAAGCUGUGA